AUGCCAACUAAUGUACACGUGGAUUUACUUCACAAUGGUAUCAUCUCAGAUCCCUUGAUUGGCAAGAGAGAGAAUGAUUGUCAAUGGGUUGGUGAGAAAUCUUGGGUCUACAAAGGCACUUUUCCUACACCAAUUGUAGGUCCAGAUGAGAAGGCCGUACUUACUUUCGACGGGUUGGAUACGUAUGCAACGGCAGUCCUCAACGGCAAAGAGAUCCUCAAAACCAAGGACAUGUUCAUUCCCGAAAGGGUCGUCGUCACAGAACUCCUCCGUUCAGAGGAAGAGAACAUCCUGGAGAUCACCUUCGAUAGCACCUACUUGAUCGGUAAGAAGUUUGUAGAGCAACAUCCAGAUCACCAUUGGGGUUGCUGGAACGGCGAUCCCAGUCGGCUCGCCGUCAGAAAGGCUCAGUACCACUAUGGUUGGGACUGGGGACCGUGUUUGCUCACCUGUGGUCCAUGGCGGCCAAUAAAUCUAGAGGUCUAUCAUUCACGCAUUGCAGAUCUGUAUUUCACGACAGAAGUGGGUAAGUCAUUGAAAUCGGCUGAGGUGGUAGCCAAGGCAGAGGUCGAAGGGGGUGGAGAUGGAGAUGAAGUGAUUUUCGAAAUCUCACUUGAGGGAAAGAUGAUGGGUGCAGAAAGGGUCAUGGUAGAGAAAAGCUUCGCAACGGCUUCUUUCAAGAGUCAGAAUCCAAAGCUGUGGUAUCCUCAUACCUAUGGCGAGCAACCGCUCUAUGUUCUAAGUGCUACGCUAAGCCGGAAGAAAGAGGUUUUAGAUACAGCAAGCAAGCGCUUUGGGCUCAGGAGAGCCGAAGUCAUCCAGCGCAAGCUUGACGAUGCUCCUGGUAGUACCUUUCUUUUCGAGGUCAACAACAUCCCAAUAUUUUGCGGUGGUAGCAACUGGAUUCCUGCAAGCUCGUUCACCCAGUCAAUCGGUCGUAAGAAAUACCGUGACUGGGUGAAAAUGGCGGUCGACGGGCACCAGGUUAUGCUUCGAGCUUGGGGCGGCGGUAUAUUUGAAGAACAAGAUUUCUAUGAAGCUUGCGACGAGAUGGGGGUCCUCCUCUGGCAGGACUUCCCUUUUGCUUGUGGCAACUAUCCGGCACAUGAGGAGUUCUUGGACUUGGUGAAGCGUGAAGCGGUGGAAAAUGUAAAACUUCUCCGGCAUCAUCCCUCCAUUGUGAUCUGGUCAGGCAACAACGAGGACUAUCAGUAUCGAGAAGCAGAGAAUCUGGAAUACGAUCCCAAUGACCAGGACCCUGAAAAUUGGUUGAAAACCACAUUCCCGGCAAGAUAUAUAUACGAAAAGAUUCUCGUGGACGUAACCAAGGAGCUUGUGCCAGGGACGUUUUAUCAUUUUGGGUCGCCUUACGGUGGGAACGACACGACAGACCCCCAUGUCGGAGAUAUUCAUCAGUGGAAUGUGUGGCACGGUACGCAGGAAAAGUACCAGGACUUCGACAAGUUGAGUGGAAGAUUCGUGUCAGAGUUUGGCAUGGAAGCAUUUCCGAACAUUAUGACCGUUGAAAGCUAUCUCCAGGAUGCCAAUCUCGAUACUGACAGGUAUCCUCAGUCCUCGACAGUAGAUUUUCACAAUAAGGCCGCCGGGCAUGAGCGCAGAUUGGCUCUCUAUCUAGCGGAGAACAUACCGUACACACUCGAACCCUUCGAGCAGUACGUUUAUUGUACGCAGCUUAUGCAGGCUGAGUGCGUCUCCUUCGCAUACAAGCUAUGGAAACGGCAAUGGAAAGGUCCAGGCCGAGAGUACUGCUCUGGCGCAUUAAUAUGGCAACUGAAUGACUGCUGGGCUUGCACAUCAUGGUCGAUUGUUGACUAUUACCUACGACCUAAAUUGGCCUAUUUUGCGGUCAAGCGUGAGCUGCGACCCCUUACUAUCGGUCUGAAGCGGACAGUGCACACGACUUUUGCAGACAAAUACACCCGCGCCUACAUGAAGACUGUACAUAGAAUUGAAAUGUGGGCGUGUAACCUCUCGCUCGAUGCCCACGAGGUGUUCGUUCACGUUAAAACCUGCAAUCUAGUGACUGGGGAACAAGAAGAGCAUGGCAACUUAUUCACCAGACUACUGCUUCCUCCAAAUCGCAGCACGGAGAUCUCUGAGUUCGAUAUCCCAGUGUCUGAAGAACACAAGGACAAGGUCCUGGAAUUGACUGAUGGCCAUACCAUGAGAAGUGAAGAUGAGCAGCAGACGGUUGUAGCAGUAUAUCUCUGCAACGAAGAUGGCGACCACAUUGCUAGAGCGGUCAAUUGGCCGGAACCACUUAAAUAUGUGCACCUACCCAAGCCGAAACACGUUAAGCUCAAACUGAUUCCCAAUGUCCGCGACCUGAAUUGCGCACAUGCUCCUGGCACAAGCGAGGACUUCAAGCCGCCACAGACGGCUGGAGCUAUAGAGAUCUCCUCUGAUGUGCCUGUCAAAGGGCUUGUGAUAGAGGUGGUAGAGCCGGACUGGGGAGAAGAUCAUAAUGUGGGUUUCGACGAUCGUGGUUUCGAUUUGAUACCCGGAGAAACUAUCUCCAUUGGAGUCCAGGGUCUGAAAUGUGGCGAUGAGGAAAGAUUGACCACACGGUACCUAGGGAUGUGA
This is a messenger RNA of Letharia columbiana, 2604 nucleotides long. RefSeq lists its product as uncharacterized. Bases 1 to 2604 code for a protein of 867 amino acids. The transcript has 2 exons. The record is from RefSeq and is a predicted model, not a curated record. Gene Ontology annotation, molecular function: beta-mannosidase activity. Gene Ontology annotation, biological process: carbohydrate metabolic process; glycoprotein catabolic process. NCBI's taxonomy places the organism in Eukaryota, Fungi, Ascomycota, Lecanoromycetes, Lecanorales, Parmeliaceae.